GAAUCUUUGAGAAAUAACUUGGCAUCAUUUGUGUCGUAAAUAGUCAUAUUGUCAAUAACGAAUGACUCCAAUGGUGGAGCCUCUAAUUCUGGUAUUCCCAUACAUAUCUUUUCCCUUAAAUCUUCAGUAUUGAUUCAUAUUUAUUGUGCAGCGGUUAGAAUUGAUUUUUUUUUAAAUAAUUUUUAAAGAUAGCAGAAAAAUUGUAUUUUGGAAAAUAACUUGGAAAAUGUUUUCUACAAUUUUUAUUUUUGCAUUUGUGAUUUUACAUGUUGCGGCAGAAAUGCCCCCUUAUAUUCACGUAUGCGGCCGAAAAAAUCCAGAUCUUGAUAAUUGCAUUAUAAACAGUAUUGAAGAUUUAAGGGAAAAGAUAUGUAUGGGAAUACCAGAAUUAGAGGUUCCACCAUUGGAGCCAUUCGUUAUUGACAGUAUGACUAUUUCCGACACAAAUGAUGCCAAGUUAUUUCUCAAAAAUUCAAAGAUAAUGGGGGUUUGCAAUUUCGUUAUAAAUACUUUCCAUAUAGAACUUGAUAAGCUCCAAUUGAAUUUAACUGUUACAUUCCCAAAAGCUUAUAUAAACGGCACGUAUGAUAUUGAUAUACGUGUAUUGGUGCCUGUUGCUCAUAAGGGACCGAUUUAUCUUACUAUGGAUAAUAUAAUAGCGAAAGGCACACUAGACCUGAAAAUAAUAACCAGACACGGUGAAAGAUACGUAUAUAUAACAAAAAUAAAUUUGCAUCUUGGCAUGAAAGGAUUGAAAAGUAAGUUUGAUGCAAACGAAUCAGCUCAAUUAAAUGAAAUUAUUGGCACCUUCUUAGGCAACAAUGAAGAAGAAUUAAUCGCCAAAAUUAAGCCAUCAAUGGAAAAGGAAGUCUCUAAAGAAAUACUUUUGCUUGCGAACAAUAUAGUUAAACAUUUCACUUUUGACGAACUUUUUCCUGAUCGCGCAUAGAUUGUCAGACCUUCAAAUUUUAUUGUCGCUCCUUAAAAUGGCAGUUUAAUUAAUGAAUAAUUAAAACAAUUUGUUUACAAUAUUUCGAAAAUUAACGACAAAUUUUAUUUUUAUUAAAUAAUAGAUACAAGAAAAUUUGUAUUUUUGUAAUUAUUAAAUGCUCAUUUACCAGCGCGGAUGCAGAAUAAUAGUUACUUAUUUAAAAAUAUUUUGUUUGUUAUAUUGUUUUAUUUAUUAAAGAAUAAGCGUUUUAAGUAAAAUAUAUAGGAUACAACAAUUAUUAAGGGAGGAAGGUCAUGUAAAAAUUGAUUUUUUUUUGCAUAUACAUAUAUGUACCAAAAUAUUUUAAGAAUUAAAAGUUCAAGUCCUCAUAUUGGAGAUCGACAUAUUAACGAUCCUACAGACAAGGUUCAUACAUGCGCGUCUAGUAGAUAGUCACGCAUGUUUCUAAAGUUUGAAACAUGCCUGAUUAUUACGCGUUUUUCUUAAAACUACGUUUUUUAAAACUGCGUACAAUGUAACUAUUUGUUAUAAAAAAAUAUUUGAUUAAUAUAGCUGAGACUUAUAAAACUUAUAAGAAUAACUAUACAAACUAUUUUUGUCACAUGACAAAAACAAAAAUUUUAUGCGAAAAUUUGAAAUUUUUUCAAAAUUACGUAGAAUUUUUAUUUCAGUAUUUUUUACUAUCAGAUUUAAAUUCUUCCGGUGUGCAAUUUUAUCGAAAAGACAGAUUUGUUUGAUUAUUUAUUUCAAGAUGAGAUAAAAAAUACUGCAUUGUACGCUACUUGACGUCCUCGAAAACCGGAACUUGGAGAGCGAGCGUCAUUAUGCCGCCAUAUUUGAACUAAUUUGGCUAUAAAAAGUUGUUUCUACAUCUACGAAUUAUAAAAAAUAUGUGAGAAAAGUUAUGGACAGUUCAUUAAAAGUCUUGUGCCGCAAAAAAGUUUAUGAAGGACAGUUUUUUUCGGCCGAUCACAUGACUCUUCCUCCUUAAAUUAUCGACUUAAUAAAAUUAUGACGCGACAUAUUAUUGUGUACAUGAUCAUAGUUUUGUAACUAAUAAUUUUUAACUUGUAACUAUUAUAACAUUGUAACUAAUAAUUUUUAACUUGUAACUAUUAUAACAUUUUAUUUAAA
Solenopsis invicta (red fire ant) is the source of this 2086-nucleotide messenger RNA. RefSeq names its product juvenile hormone-binding protein. The transcript has 4 exons. NCBI's taxonomy places the organism in Eukaryota, Metazoa, Arthropoda, Insecta, Hymenoptera, Formicidae. Bases 227 to 949 code for a protein of 240 amino acids. The record is from RefSeq and is a predicted model, not a curated record.